CAGCUUCUCGUUUUCGAUUCUAAACAGAGACAAGGAACAGAGGAAGAAAGGGAAAAAAAAAAAAAAAACAAUGGCGACUCUUACAGUGCCCUCGACAGUUCCAUCUCUAUCUCAAGAUUGUGAACAACUAAGAAAAGCCUUUGAAGGAUGGGGAACUAAUGAGGGCUUAAUCAUAGAAAUAUUGGGUCACAGAAAUGCUGAGCAACGUAAGUUGAUUCGACAAACUUAUGCUGAAGCCUAUGGAGAAGAUCUCCUCAAGAGACUGGACAAGGAACUCUCAAAUGAUUUUGAGAGGGUGGUACUGCUUUGGACUCUUGAUCCUCCCGAACGUGAUGCAUUUUUGGCUAAUGAAGCAACCAAAAGGUGGACGUCAAGCAAUCAGGUCCUCAUGGAAAUAGCCUGCACACGGUCUGCUAACCAACUACUUCAUGCAAGGCAGGCUUAUCAUGCUCGUUAUAAGAAAUCGCUUGAAGAGGACGUUGCUCAUCACACAACUGGUGACUUCCGUAAGCUACUCCUACCUCUUGUGAGCGCAUACAGAUAUGAGGGAGAUGAGGUGAAUAUGACUCUAGCAAAAUCAGAGGCCAAGUUACUCCAGGAGAAAAUUUCACACAAAGCUUACAAUGAUGAUGAUCUUAUCAAGGUUUUGGCUACAAGAAGCAAGGCACAGAUCAAUGCAACUCUGAAUCACUACAAAAAUGAGUAUGGAAAUGAUAUGAACAAGGACUUGAAGGCUGACCUUAAGGAUGAGUUCCUUGCACUACUGAGGGCCACAGUGAAGUGCUUGACCUGCCCUGAAAGGUAUUUUGAGAAGGUUCUUCGUCUGGCAAUUAAUAAAAGAGGAACAGAUGAAGGAGCUCUGACAAGAGUUGUUACCACUAGAGCUGAGGUUGAUCUAAGGAUCAUAGCAGAUGAGUACCAGCGAAGGAACAGUGUCCCACUGGAUCGUGCUAUCGACAAGGACACUCAUGGAGACUAUGAAAAAAUGCUUCUGGCACUCGCAGGACAUGUAGAGGCUUAAGCUGUUAUCAUGAGAUGAUUUUCUAUCGAGUAUUAUGUCUAUGACCGAACCAUUAUGGUCUUGUCUGGCUAUGAUGUGAUCCUGUUUUUCUGAGUCCUAAGCUGUCUGAGAAUUUUAUCUAUGUUACCUAAAACUAUAUGCAGGAGUAUGUUUAUGCUCGAAGAAUUAAUCUUCUGUAUGUUUGUUGGUCUUAUCGAAUAUCCAGCAGAAGCCA
This is a messenger RNA of Durio zibethinus, 1235 nucleotides long. Its product is annotated as annexin Gh1. Gene Ontology annotation, cellular component: cytoplasm; plasma membrane. Gene Ontology annotation, biological process: response to salt stress; response to water deprivation; response to heat. Lineage: Eukaryota; Viridiplantae; Streptophyta; Magnoliopsida; Malvales; Malvaceae. Gene Ontology annotation, molecular function: calcium-dependent phospholipid binding; phosphatidylserine binding; calcium ion binding. The record is from RefSeq and is a predicted model, not a curated record.